Gekko japonicus is the source of this 999-nucleotide messenger RNA. Its product is annotated as calcium-binding protein 2-like. The coding region runs from base 1 to 696 and encodes 231 amino acids. Lineage: Eukaryota; Metazoa; Chordata; Lepidosauria; Squamata; Gekkonidae. Gene Ontology annotation, molecular function: calcium ion binding. The transcript is spliced from 6 exons. The record is from RefSeq and is a predicted model, not a curated record.
AUGCCACGCAAGCAGCCUGGGAAGGCGGAGGGCCCAGCCAAGGGCAAGGCGGAGGAGGGGGAGCAGCCGCCCACCACCAAGGAAGAAGGAGAGCCGAAGGGCAGCAAAGCCCUCGGCUCUGAAUCACGGCAGAGCUCCCUGUCCGCGCGCAGGCACAGCAAGAAGCCUCAAGCUGGCCCCCAUGCCGCCGCUAUCAAGACCUACUCGCCAUUCCUCAACACCGUUUUUGGCAAGGAGAGAGAUCUUUCUGCAGAGGAGCUAGAUGAACUGCUGCAGGCCUUCAAGGAGUUUGACACGGACGAGGACGGCUACAUCGGCUACAAGGACCUGGGGGAGUGCAUGCGGAACAUGGGCUACAUGCCCACCGAGAUGGAACUGAUCGAGAUCUCCCAACACAUCAAAAUGCGCAUGGGAGGGCGUGUGGACUUUGAGGACUUUGUAGAGAUGAUGGGCCCAAAGAUGCGUGAGGAGACAGCUCACAUGGUGGGCGUGCGGGAGCUGAAAAUCGCCUUUCGUGAGUUUGAUACAGAUGGAGAUGGGAUGAUCAGUGGGGCGGAACUACAUCAGACUAUGGCUGCCCUAUUAGGGGAACAACUCCUGGCCCAGGAGGUGGAUGAGAUCCUGCAUGAUGUUGACCUCAACGGGGAUGGACGAGUGGACUUUGAUGAGUUCGUGAUGAUGCUGUCAUCUCGGUAAUAAUAUUUGGUGGAAAGGGACUGUCUCUUGCCUCCCAUCCUUACUGUCUUUGCUUAAGCAGCUGGAAGGAGUCAGUUGCCCUUUGAUGGACCUUCAUCUCCUGGCAUUACCCACAGAAAGCUGACGUCUUUCCCUCUGUCUUGGGUCCUUCACAGGCUUCAUGAAAACCAUGCAUAUCAAGCUCUAUAUUGAACUCAACCUCACUGAGCAGGGUAUCUCAGGGGCACCUGCCAUCUACGUCCAAAUUGAGCUAUCCUGCUUGAGGCAAGUUGGCUAGGCCAGAGCUAGAUAACUCAUCUCACA